Molecule: messenger RNA, 966 nt
Organism: Closterium sp. Naga37s-1
Lineage: Eukaryota; Viridiplantae; Streptophyta; Zygnematophyceae; Desmidiales; Closteriaceae
Source: the annotation of a GenBank genome assembly
AUGGCUGAAUCAAACGAGCCCUACGUGGUGGUGGGAAGCCAGUACUGCGUGCCGGAAGAGUCGGUGCUUAUACUGAAGGAGAAGAUGUGGUCGCUGCGGGAGAAGGCCGAGAUCCGCGACGGCCAGGAUCAGCUAGUCUUCAGGACCGAGGAUAAGGCAUGGGACAUCAAGGAUCGCAAGACCAUUUUCAACGCGCAGGACGAGCCGGUUUGCUCGCUGACAAGCAAGGUGCUCUCUAUCAGCGACACCACGUACCUCUGCGCUGGCGCCAACCCGGAUCCCGCCAACGCGCUACUCACCGCCAAGAAAGUCAUCCUCACCUGGUCACCCAUUCUCAAUGUUUUCCUGAAAGGGAACACGUCAACUGAUAAUCCCGACAUCAUUCUCAAGGGCAAUUUCGUUCAGUACGAUUUCAACAUUGCCACCUCCAGUGGCCGUAUUUUGGCAAAGGUGGACCGGCUUCCCAAUUUUAGAGGGGAUUUGGCUGUCACAGGGGUAUCUGCUGCUCCUAUGUCCCGGGCUUCUGGUGGAGAUGGGGCAGGAGAGGGAGCUGUAGGAGGAGUGCUUUUAUCGGGUAAAGAAGGAGGAGGAGUGAGAAGGGAGGUGCUUCUGCCUAACCCCCCUGGGGGGAUGAUGCUUCUCAGUGACUUGUUGCCUGCUAGCAGUGCCACGUCCCAUGGCAACUCGCUCGAUUCACGAGGCACUGCCGCUGGUGAAGGUGCGAAUUCGGGAGUGGAAGAGGCGAGAGAAUCUGGGGCGUUUGGCACGCGUGCUGCCACUACCACUGCAGAGCGGUGCCUUGAGCUGCUGCAGCAGCCACUCACUCCCUUGGCAAUGUCGGAGUUCCAGUUUCAACCUCAGCUCUCAAAGGCACUCGACUUUGCACUUCCGGAUUCCUUGCCACUCCCUUUCGGGGCAUCUCCUGGUGAUUCUCCUAGUUUUCUUGGCGGAUCUGAUGAGUCAUAG